This is a messenger RNA of Stereum hirsutum FP-91666 SS1, 1913 nucleotides long. RefSeq lists its product as uncharacterized. The record is from RefSeq and is a predicted model, not a curated record. Gene Ontology annotation, biological process: protein phosphorylation. The coding region runs from base 18 to 1844 and encodes 608 amino acids. Gene Ontology annotation, molecular function: ATP binding; protein kinase activity. The transcript is spliced from 4 exons. Lineage: Eukaryota; Fungi; Basidiomycota; Agaricomycetes; Russulales; Stereaceae.
UUCCUGCACACGGCGGGAUGCCGAAUGUAGAACGCGGGGAGUUUGACUGGUCGACAGGACACGAAAGUACUUUGUAUAAUCCAUUUAUCGAACACAUGACCCCCUACCUCAAGGACGGCUGGGUUCUUGUCAACACAUCUAAUCACGCAGACGCGGACUCUCGCAAUAUUUUUGGGCCCCACGAAGUGAAACCCGAUAUCUCUCUCUACAGCCCCGAUGCUAUGCACGAUCCAGGUCGUCCUUGCCAGGCAGCGAAAAUGGAAUCUUUCGGCGAAUUCAAAGUGGACCCAAAAGAUGAGCCUUUCUCCAAAGCUCCAGGAUCAGAACAGAUCGAGCACGACUCAGCUCAAGCGCGGCUCGCACGCGGUCAACUCACGGUGUAUCACAAUGCCAUACAAGCCACUCAGCAGCGCACUCGCGUUUUCGCAUUCUACAUCCGCAGAGGAUUCUGUCGGCUGCUUUGCCACUCGCGCAGUGGUACCCAAGUUACGCCUUUAUUCGACUGGACGAUGUCCGACGACCUUUACACUUUCUUUUGGCGCCUCAGCCAUGCUGAUCGCGCCCUUCGCGGAUUCGAUACCACCUUCGAGCUUGUGUCAGACUCGGACGUCGAGGCUCCUCGUGCACGCAAGUUUCUCGGACUUCAGAACAACGUCCCUCUCUUCAAGGUCCGCGUCACCGACAGCGACUACUACUACGUCUCCCAGCCCUUUACUCGCACUCAUACAUACCCCGUCGGCCGCGGUACGCGCUGCUUCGUCGCAUACGAUCCCGUCAACAAACGUCGUGUCAUAUUGAAGGAUACUUGGCGCCACGGAGAGUACCUUCCUGAGCACGAGGUCUACAAAGUGCUUCGAGAGAGGGAAGUUCCAAAUAUCCUCGAUGUCGUCGCUUCGGGAGAUGUUGGAGGUCAUUUUCAGUGUUGUGGAGAGACUGAGACGCUCCGCACGCUUGUACACUAUCGACUUGUUUUGAAUGAGGUUGGGAAAGCCCUGGUCGACUUUGGAUCGACUCAUGAGUACGUGACCGCGGUCCGGGACGCGUUGAUAUCACAUCAUACAGCGUUUAAGAAGGGCGUACUCCACCGCGACAUCUCGUCUGGCAACAUUAUCAUCGUCAACGGAGAAGGUCGUCUCAUCGAUUGGGAGUUCGCGAAGAUAGAUGAUUCACCGCAACGAGCUAAUGAGCGCACGGGUACAUUGCAGUUCCUGUCGCUUGCCCUUCUCAAGGAUCUCAGCAAAGCUCAUCACGUCACUGACGAUAUUGAAUCCUUCCUAUGGGUUCUAUUGUGGGUGGCAAUCCGUCAUGCGAGCAACUCCAUUACACCCGAAGAGCGUAAAGACUGCCUGGCGCGGUUCGACGCCCCUUCAUAUCAAUGGCGACACAAACAGAACUUGAUCCAAGGCGGUAGAGUCGCGAUUGAAACUAAGGCUGCUGGAAUUCGGCUCGCCUCUGAACCAUUAAGAAGUUGUCUAGGAACAUUAGUAGAUGAGCUUCAUCACGCGGUCGUAAUGGAAGAGGAUGGUGCGGUAGACCACUGGUCAACACACGAUUGGGUACUGGGUGUUUUGGGCGAGGCUUUGAAAAAUGAGGAGUGGAAGAGGGCUAUCGACCCUAAGAUGGAUCAUGAGGUGGCAGCGGACCCUAACGACAAACCCUACACACAGAAGAGCUUAAGCGAGUUGCGUUCCAGCGAGAUUAAGAGUACAAAAAGACGUAGGGGAGGCGAAAUGGUCAAGGAGGAUGAGCUGGGCCCGAGCGACGAAGGGAAUGAGGAUGUCGGAGAGGGUGAAGAUAUCAAGUCAUGUAAGAAGAUGAAGGUUAUGAAGCAUGCGGUUCAGUAGAAGGUCAGACUGCUGUGACAGUCCGUUCGUCGACGGAGGGAAGGAAAUUAUAUGUUGUCUUGAUACUGC